AUGGAUCCUGCGACCUCCUUUUCUUCCCUUCCACCCGAACUAGUCACCAAGAUCUGCGCUGAUCCUGACCUUUCGAAGGAAGAUCUCAUUGCUCUCCGCCUGACUAGCAAAUCUCAAGGAAUAUAUCUCUCUGCUUCCAAGGAGCUUGGUAAACGUUACUUCAAGAAAAUCAAUCUUGUUUACACACGCUACAGUUUGCAAGCUUUCGUGGAGAUCUGCAAGAACCCUGCUUUUGGCCCUGCAGUCCGAGCAGUUGGAUUCUCUUAUGCUCGAUUCCUGCCAGACUGGUCUGUGGAAGACAACAAGGCUCGGUUAGCUGAGUUGCGAAGCCGCCGUGGCUAUCUGGAUAACAUCCGAUUACUCGUCAACCGUCGCGACGAAGAAGAGGAGCUCAAAAACCUGGGUGAUGCUGAAGAUAUCCUUGCUGCAGCUUUUACCUCACUUUCACACUGGCGUCGUCCUCUGAGUCUUACUGUGUCAUCCUCGGAGUCUCAUGCACUAGGCCUAGAGCGAAUCUGGAGUCCCGAAUACAUAGGCGGAGAUCCGCACUGGGCGUGUGAUGUGAUCGGGACGAUCAGACUGCUUUGUCACGCGGCCACUCGGGGCACAUGUGUUGUGCAAAGGCUCCGGGUAUAUGGUUUUGUCUGGAACUUGGUCGACAGCUCGUGCGGCUCACUGAGCAAAGCCCAACUCUCUGAGCUCAGUUUGAGCAUCCGGGUUGCGGGAUUUCCGAGCAUCGCACAGGUUGCAGGGCUCGACGACAUGGUGACCAAGCUGCUCAAGAAUGCAGUCCACCUGAAAACCUUGCGUCUCGAGAAUCUUGAUUUGGACGACCACUACUAUCUUCACAGACCCUUUCAAGAAUGA
This is a messenger RNA of Aureobasidium uvarum, 867 nucleotides long. Lineage: Eukaryota; Fungi; Ascomycota; Dothideomycetes; Dothideales; Saccotheciaceae. The record is from the annotation of a GenBank genome assembly.